Molecule: messenger RNA, 2348 nt
Organism: Syngnathus typhle (broad-nosed pipefish)
Lineage: Eukaryota; Metazoa; Chordata; Actinopteri; Syngnathiformes; Syngnathidae
Product: neuronal pentraxin-1-like
Exons: 5
Coding region: 1-1386 (461 amino acids)
Source: RefSeq, a predicted model, not a curated record
AUGAAUGAGGGGAUGCGUCAAGCGCUCUAUAAAAGCGCGCGCGGAUUGCUGCGGCUCCAAGCUUCAGUGAACAGCUCCGUGGUACUGAACACAGACAUCAAUGCGAGUGGAACCAUGGAUCGACUCCCGUGGAAAGUUUUCCUCCUUUGUUGCCUGGCCACCGCGGAGAGCUCCGCGCAAGACUUGGGACAGACGCAGUUUAUUUGCACGUCGGUGCCCAAGGACAUGGACUUGUGUGCGGCCACCAUGCAGAACAGUGGCCCGGCGGAGGACCUGAAGACGACUGUCAUGCAGCUGCGUGAGACCGUGCUGCAGCAAAAGGAGACCAUUAUGAACCAGAAGGAGACAAUCAGGGAACUAACGUCCAAGUUGAGUCGCUGUGAGAGUCAGAGCUUCCCGGCCGCGGCGGGACCCGGAGGGAGGCGGCCGGGCGCCAAGAACACGAUGGGGGAUAUUUCACGGGGCACCGCAGAGACCCUGGCCCAGCUGGGACACACUUUACAGACUCUGAAACAGAGACUGGAGAACCUUGAGCAAUACAGCCGAGGGAAUAACACCGUGCAGGCGAACAGUCUGAAGGAUCUGCUUCAAAACAAGAUAGAUGACAUGGAGAAGCAAGUUCUGUCUCGGGUCAACACAUUAGAAGAAUCCAAAAGUGGUUCCAGAAAUGACAGCGGCCAACGGAACCGAGUGGAGUCCACGCUCACUUCUCUGCACCACCGCAUCACAGACUUAGAGAAAGGCAAAGAAAACAGACCCACGGAUAAGUUCCAGCUGACAUUCCCGUUGAGAACCAACUACAUGUACGCCAAAGCCAAGAGGAGUCUGCCCGAGAUGUACUCCUUCACCGUGUGUCUGUGGAUCAAGUCCAAUGCCUCACCAGGGGUGGGGACACCCUUUUCUUACGCUGUCCCGGGUCAGGCCAACGAGCUGGUGCUGAUUGAAUGGGGAAACAACCCAAUGGAGAUUCUCAUUAAUGACAAGGUGGCAAAGCUGCCCUUCCUCAUCAAUGACGGCAAAUGGCAUCACUUGUGCAUCACAUGGACCACCCGAGACGGGAUGUGGGAGGCCUUUCAGGAUGGUGUGAUGAGGGGCAACGGUGAAAAUUUGGCACCCUAUCACCCCAUCAAACCUGAGGGGGUGCUCGUCUUGGGACAGGAGCAGGAUACACUCGGAGGAGGCUUUGAUGCAACACAAGCCUUCGUAGGCGAGCUGGCAAACCUAAACAUCUGGAAUAGGAAACUGUCCAUCACUGAAAUCUACAACUUGGCAACCUGCAACAGUAAAGCAACGGCCGGCAAUGUGCUCUCUUGGACGGAGAGCAACAUUGAAAUAUUUGGAGGAGCAACUAAAUGGUCCUUUGAGCCUUGUCGUUCAGCCAACUGAACUAAAUUGAAGCCAUGGAAAUAAGGCCUCUGUGUAUUUCUGAGUUUAUGUUGCUCUCGUCUUCAUUUGAUGUUUGUUAGAGGCCAUUUGAUCUUGACUUUAGUUGUAAGCUUCAAGCUGGGAUUUCUGCCAUUCCCAAGUAUUUAUAUGCUGAAGAACAGUUUUCAUCCUGGGGGAGGGGGGGGUUCAUUCUGGGAAACCCCAGGUUGUUUUUUCUGAGGGGUUCAGUUGAAAGCACAACUUAAUUUUUUCGGUUUGGCUUCUUUCGUCUGGAACGAGCAUCAGGCAACCGUGUGUGGACAAGUCACCAUCCAAGCAAGGAAUUACGUACGUAACAUUUCCCACCUGUUUCUCAGAGGAACCCUUGUCAAUUCUUGUCAGUAGUUGACGCUGGGACAAGAUGUUGAGGCUUUUUCCCUCUACCCUCUCCUCCUCCUCCUGCUCCUCCUUCCUCUUCCUCCAAGGCCCCUCCGGAACUUCCACUGUGACUGACAAAGAGAACGGAAGGAGCAGAGGACCCAGACUGUGGUACAAGUCAGUUUGUAUGUGUCGUUCGCUUCAAGUGUUUCUGUAAGAAUAUCGCCAACUUGCCAACAUUGUUACAAAGCCUGGGUGCCUUGGGCUGGUACAAAUAUUCAGCGCACACAAUGUUUUAAGUUGCAAAUUCAGUGUUAUUUCAUUUGGAUUUUCUCUUUCUUGACUCUGGUUCAAUUUAUUGUUUGGGAUUGUUAUCCAUCACGUGUUUUGGCAGGUGUUUGUACUGCUCUGUAUUAGGAAUGUUACAGUAUCUGUAUAGUAACAGCAUGAAUGACAGAGUGCUGUGAAAGCAAUGUUGAAAUCUGCUUUAUUAUAUUUGGGUGUGGGUUUUUUACUGCAUUGUUAUAUGCUCCAAGCAUGGCAAACCUGAGAGAUGAAUAAUUUAAUUUUUGUAAUAAAAUUGUGAUACUUAAUGUCGCAGUGCA